Molecule: messenger RNA, 216 nt
Organism: Aphanomyces astaci
Lineage: Eukaryota; Oomycota; Saprolegniomycetes; Saprolegniales; Verrucalvaceae
Exons: 1
Coding region: 1-216 (71 amino acids)
Source: RefSeq, a predicted model, not a curated record
AUGGCCACCGGCCAACUCACCAAGUCCCUCAACGAAGACGCCGUGAUGUCGUCCCUCCUCCAUGACAACCAAUCCACCGUCGACGGCGCCAUCCUCAUGGACGUGAUCAAGUGCGAGCGCGACCUGAAGAACCGCGUUGUGCGCUGGGGCGCAUCCAGAACGGCUUGUACAAGCAUGGCGAUUCAACAAGUGCGUACGCCUGGCUCAAUCUCGUGA